This is a messenger RNA of Lytechinus variegatus (green sea urchin), 4454 nucleotides long. RefSeq lists its product as uncharacterized. The transcript has 6 exons. The coding region runs from base 612 to 1394 and encodes 260 amino acids. NCBI's taxonomy places the organism in Eukaryota, Metazoa, Echinodermata, Echinoidea, Temnopleuroida, Toxopneustidae. The record is from RefSeq and is a predicted model, not a curated record.
GCAGUUCUUUUUAUUAUCCGUACAGCGCCAACAAACAGUAUUGUCCCCCUCUCUCUAUGCAUAAUAGAUGCCAGUCUAGUUAAUGCAUUAAUAGAAAUGCUCCGAUAAUUAUUAAAGAGGACUAAACAACUUGCUGUACAGGUGAUGCGAGGCAGUUUUCUGGAAGAUAAAUGAAGGUCGUUGAUGGAAUUAAAUUUCUUUAAAGAACAGACCUUUAGUUUGGUAUGAUGUUGCAGUGAAACAGCCCAUGAAGUUACAAGACUCUUCUCAAAUUAAUUGGAGAACGAACGACCAACCUACUCCAUUUACUGAAGAAGAUUUUGUUUGCCGAGAUUAUUAUGCCAUUCAACUUUUAAGGGUGUUCUCUGAAGCAACUAUCAACGCGAAUUAAAUCACUUUUGAUUUGGAUGAGAAGUAAUCUUUCAAUUUAUUGGAACUGCAAAAGUCGUCGGUCGUCGUUUUCUCUUAUGACAAGCACAAAUUUCAAUCAAGGUACAACAAUGAAAUAGCGAUACGGAUGGAGGUAUAGACCACAGUCAAAAUGAUAUGAAAUACUGACGGAACUUAAUCUUGUUUUAAUCUGAGCUGCAGUGAUCCAUCGUACAUACAGAAUGCUGCAACCGGGUAUCCACUUAGCCGACGUCGUCGACGAUAUCAUGAACGGCAAUGCCAUCUGCGACAUCGACGACAUCCCGCCGCCGGCCGAGGACGGGGAGGAGGAUAACUCCAAGAACGAAACGUCCAAAAGCGAGAAGAAACCCCGACAGAAUAAGUCGUACGUGACGGCGAAGACCCUCAAUGACCGCGAGGAGAGGAGGUUACAGAUCAAACUGAAUCACUACCAGAAAGAACUCAAACAAUCCACCUAUCAGAUUGACGUGGCCCAACGGGCGAUCAGGAGAGAGCUACAGAGUAUAAACCCGGAUCUUAUGGUGGACCCUAAUAAAGGAUUCUUUGUGCCGAAAGGUAUGACCCAGGAGCAAGCCGAACUCAUCAAAUCUAAACGACUUGAGUUACAGGCGUCAUCCAACACUCGUAGCAUAUCCCUCGAUGAAUUCACUGAAAUGAGAAGAAAGAAGACCGAACAGGGAAGACAGGCUCUCGAGGCUAUUCAACAAGAGACCCAACAGGAAGAAGGGGAGGGAGGGGCCGAAAAACCAGCGAUAAAGGGGCGUGACCGCUGGAAAGCACUGGCCAAUGUCCUCCAGAGCAACCCAGCAUCGUUCUCCCAGAUGGCAAAAGUAGCCGCCAAGCAACACCAGCAACAGUCGCAGCCACAUUCACAGCAGCAACAGCAAUCCCCACCGGCAACAGCACCGGCAGAGGAAAUGACAUUGAGGAAAGUGGUUAAAAUGGCAAGCGUCGUCAAUGCAAUGAGGGGAUUCACGAGGUAACAAGACAUUGGAUACCCAAUAUGCCCAAUGGAGAACCCCUGUCCAACCAAGGCAUGCCAGCUUUUUGUUAUACAUCACCAAAACGUAAGAAUACGGAGCCAAAGAUACAAGGAAUACCAGUUACCUCAGCGGAUCGUGAGAUCGAUAUGUCAUAUCAAAUUGAUUAAAUGAAUAAAAGUAUGUGUGCUAUUGCAUCGGUGGAGUUACAGGAUGUAGCCCUCACUAAAAUGUGGCGAGUAUGUUGGAAAGUAUGAAGUUAUAUACGGUGGCCUUAUACACGGAUGGCCUUGGCUAAAACCGCAUCACUUGGAAACCUUUGACUUCGCGCUCUUGAUAGGGACGCAUUACGAGACCACAGAAAAUGAGGUAUCCCCGCCUAUCCAACGUUAUGGAUGAAGUUAGCGUUGCGUUGACGAAACCUCAAGGGACUUUUUCGUGUACGAAAGAACGACGACGCAUUAUCGAUUACCGAUAGUUAUUCGAUCGAGGCGAGAGAGAGAGGAGGCCAUUGUGCCAGCAAUUAGAUUAACAUGUAUUGUUGAGUUAGACGACAUGUUAAAAUGUUCUUGCGACCAACUUGGUCCCAAAAGCGAACUGAUGGAACAAGAGACAUUCUCCGACAAAUUGUUUCAUGCUAAAAAGUCCAGAAACGACAUGGCUAAAUCAUUUGUUUCAAGGUUGUGACUUGCCAGCGUCUCAAUUUCUCGUAGGAGCAAAAUGUUAUCAAGUAUCUUCCGAGUUGAUACUACAGAUCAGGGAACAAUUAUUGUUUUUUUCUUACAGAUCCGUAUUCCCGUAAAAUUGCUAUGUGAUAGAACUGGAUGUUCGAUUGGGAGACAUUUUUUUUUUUUUGGGGGGGGGGGGUACUAAGGGUAUUUGAUUUUUAUCAAUAUUAACGGGACGAAAAUGGCGAAUGAAAAAAAUUCCAUGAAGUGGACAUUCAGGAUAAUAAUAUUCCGUAUUUAUACUCAGUGUCAUAUUGACAUUCAGGAUCCAAUGAAACAAAAACAUCUUUCAGACUUGAUUGGUAUGAUCGAGCCGACACAAUUCUAACAAUGUUAGGUUGCAUCAUCAGGUUUAUGUAGUUACUUUCUACCUUUGAAUCCAUUUAAUCAUAUUCCUAAUUAAUGAAUUAAUCUGCUAAUUAGCUAAUAGGCCUAUAACCCACUGAUUUUUUUUCUAACGAUAAAUGUAUUUAAGAGUCAAAAUGUAUUUAGUGUGUGUAUAUAUAGCACCUAAUACCUCUUCAUAAGAUGGCAUCGUCAGCAUCGUUAAACUUUCAAUUCGGUUUGAUGUUGUGUUCUAUGGUAAUUACCAACAGGGUGGGGGGGGGGGUCGGUUCAAGUAUAUGCAUUGACUUAGCAAUGCACCAGGUGGGUGUUUCAUAAAGCUGUUCGUGAGAUACGAAUGACUUUACGCACGACCGACUGGUGAUCCUUUCUUGUGCUAUCCCUAUGUAAUCGAUUCAUGACCUAAGAACAGGUUCCAGUCGUUCGUAACUUUACGAACAGCUUUAUGAAACACCCACCUGGUUCAAUACACAACCCAUUGAAAGUACUUUUGUUGUUCUUUGGAAGCAACCCAGUUAUGGCCGCCAUAAGUUGCAGUGAACUGAAAACGGAUUCAUCCAGAGGCGGAUCCAGGUUUUUCCAAAGGGGGGGGGACACAUUUUCCCGAGGAAAAAUCUGACAAGCAAAAAAUAAACAGAAGACAAAAAAGUCUUUACUUUCAAAGGGGGGGGGGCACACUUCUGUUUUAACGCCAUUUUUACACUAGAAAUUUUAAAUGUGCAUUAUAAAUGGGGGGGGGGACAUGGGCUGGCUUUGCCCCCCCUGGAUCCGCCAGUGGAUUCAUCUAUACACCAACCAAAGCAACAAACAUGUACCCUUCACACCACCACAUCCAGACAUGGACACCCACCCACACACACUGGAAGUGUCAUUUCAAUAAUCAAUUUGUCACUCUUCAUUUUACAAGUGGUCCAGUAUUUGGUCUAAUCACAUUCAUUAUUUAUCAAUUUACUAGUUUCUUGGUAGUUAUUGAUCCUCUGUCACAAGGGCAUUUUCACGGUAUAACUGACGUUACACGGCACAAUUUUACACACCUUUCAUUGUGUGUAUGACUGUUUUUAGAGAUCAUCAUACACACAAUGAAAAGUGUGUAAAAUCGUGCCGUGUAACGUCAGUUACCGUGAAAAUGCCCAUAAAUUACAAUACAAACCAUUUGUAUACAUAUCCUGGGCCUUUUCUCACAAAGAGUUACAAUUGAUCCAAUCAAUCAUAACUCUAUGGAAAUCCAUCAGUGUCAUAAUUAUUUUUUUCUGCAGGAAAUCUGCAAAAUGUCAGUUGUAAAACAAAUGAGAACAUCAAAUUUUCAAGAAAUCUAUGAAUUUAUGAAUAUACAUGUACAUUCAUAUCUUGAAUUUUUUUAAGAAACAUGCAUUUUAUUUGUUGACUCUGCUUGCCUUCCAUAGUUGCGAUUGAUCGGAUCAAUCGCAAUUCAUUGAAAAACGGCCCCUGAUGUUACUGAACAACAAACUUGGAAUCCAAGUUGAAUUACUUGUCCCAUGUGGUGUAAACUACCUCAAGGGGGGGGGGGGUCUUCUAAAGCUGUUCAAAACUUACAAACGACGAGGGCAUGCUUUUGAGUGCAAAAUGUAUUCUCAAUCGUUUUGAUUCCAUCAGAUAAAGUUGAGAUAUGAUCUUUGGAGUUUCAAGGCCCGUAUUCUGAACUGGUUUAAAGUUGUGGUUUAUGGAAAGCCAAUUGGGGCACAAAUCCUAACAAUACACAUCCAAUUUAUUAACUCAUAUGACACCAAAAUUGUUCAAAAUUGUCUGGGAAUGAUAACUGAAGUGUUUUGAAGUAGUAUUUUUCUUCAUAAUGAAUGCAAAAGGAAACAAAAUAGUAAACAUGAGAAAUACACAAUAUAAAUAGAUGAUUUUAAUUUUUUGGCUCUCCAUAAUUUUGCCACAGGGUUAGACCGUGGUUUAAGUUAAACCUGACUUCAUACUAGGGGCCUAAACCUCUUAUGAGCAAGCAUAUGCAUGCAAUGUUGACAUU